Messenger RNA from Penicillium taxi, 2361 nucleotides. Its product is annotated as putative translation elongation factor EF-1 subunit. Gene Ontology annotation, molecular function: GTP binding; GTPase activity. NCBI's taxonomy places the organism in Eukaryota, Fungi, Ascomycota, Eurotiomycetes, Eurotiales, Aspergillaceae. The transcript is spliced from 5 exons. Gene Ontology annotation, biological process: translation. The record is from RefSeq and is a predicted model, not a curated record. The coding region runs from base 1 to 2361 and encodes 786 amino acids.
AUGUCGAACAACCGGGUGAAGAACGUGGCGUACGAUGAUGAUGAUUUCUAUGACGAUGGAUAUGACUCACCAGAUCCCGAAGAGCAAGAGGCUUUGGCACAAUGCACCUCGGCAGUCUUACAGCAGCUCCGCGCGGGGCAGCCCUCAGUGACCGCCACGAAAGAAGAGAUCCAGGAAGCCCUAUGGCAUUACUACAACGACAUCGAAAAAUCCGUGAACUACUUGAGAGGCAAGAAGGAGAAAGAGAUUGCGAAGCAACAGUCCAAGGCUCAAAACGUGCCCGAUUUUUCAUCUUCAGCUCAUUUUUCGGCUGCCGAUUUCUUUCGUGAUUGUCCUUGGCUCAAUAUUCCUGCCCAUCGCAAGGCUGAUAUCCUCAUCGAGCCGCUUUAUCCUCGGCUUGGCUUGUUGGGUGGAGCGCCUGAGAAUGGGGGAAAGGUCUCCAAGCUUGCCGCGCUGGCUGCAGCUCGAAAGAAGAGGGAGAUUGAAAAGGCUGCGGCCGCAGCUCCGGCUGAGCUUCCAAUCACUGCGCAAUCUGAGAAGUCAGACAUAUCUUCGCCCAAACUACGGAGUACACCCCUCUCCCUGCGUGAGAGACUAGCUGCGAAUGCUAGGCCCUCAAAACUUUCCGAUGAGAGUUCUACUUUGCGACUAGGACAGCUCAGUUUGUCAGAGCCGUCGUCAGCACUUAAUGUGCCACCUUCUGAGCCUGUUCAAGCUGCAACUGUGCCUGAAUCUACAGAAAAAGCAGAAGAGAAUUUCAAGGAUACAUCCGAGCUAUUGGAGCCAGCAAUCAGCAUGCGCGCGUCUCCAUCCAUGUUUGCCAGUGCCAUACUUGGCCACGAAGCUGGACCCAGGAUUGCCGAGCCCAGCCAUUUGGAUCUUCUGAAAAUAUACGGGCAAGAUCAUGCUAAACCUUUUGAUUUUGCAGGCCCCAGUCCCGAUGAUACGGUGCUCCGUGCUCAAGAAAAAGGAUUCAAGUCAAAACCGACGGCUUCCAAAGUAUCAGGGAAUAAAAAGGCCCAGGCUGAUAUAACUAACGGCAUGGACAAUCUUUCUGUGGAAGAGAAAGUGACUGUGAAGAGUAAGAACCUGGAUGUCCUUGCAGAGUUCAACAAGUCGAACAAGAAAAAGGCAGCAAACUUCGUGGUGAUUGGACAUGUCGAUGCUGGAAAGAGUACACUUAUGGGUAGAUUGCUCGCUGACCAAGGAGCAAUCGACCAGCGGACAUUAGAAAAGUAUAGAAAGGAGGCCGAGAAGAUCGGCAAGGGUUCCUUUGCCCUGGCAUGGGUAUUGGAUCAAGGAUCUGAAGAGCGUGCACGAGGUGUCACAAUCGACAUUGCGACGAACAAGUUCGAGACCGAUACCACUGCUUUUACGAUCGUUGAUGCUCCAGGCCAUCGUGACUUCGUGCCUAACAUGAUUGCCGGCGCUAGUCAAGCUGACUUUGCUGUCUUGGUUAUUGACGCAAGCACUGGCAAGUUCGAGUCUGGUCUGAAAGGCCAAACAAAGGAACAUGCUUUGCUCGUCCGUAGCAUGGGAGUGCAGAAAAUUGUCGUGGCCGUCAACAAGAUGGACACUGUUCAAUGGAACAAGGGCCGCUUUGAUGAAAUCGAGCAACAUAUUUCCUCGUUCUUGACAACUGCCGGCUUCCAAGCCAAAAACAUCGCGUUCGUGCCAUGCUCUGGUGUCCUCGGACAAAACAUCAGUAAACGUUACGAAGAUCUAACCUCACUUUGGUACAAUGGCCGGACAUUGAUCGAAGAACUAGAGACAUCAGAGCCGUUCACCUACGCACUAGACAAGCCUCUACGCAUGACAAUCGGCGACGUCUUCCGAGGCGGCGUACAGAACCCGAUAUCAAUUUCUGGCCGUCUAGAUGCCGGCAGUUUACAAGUCGGCGAUCAGAUUCUCACAAUUCCCAGUGGCGAGACAGCAUUGAUCCGAAGCCUAGAAGUGGACAGUGAACCCAGUGACUGGGCCGUAGCUGGUCAAAACGUGACUCUCAACCUGGCAAAUAUCGACCCAGUGCACCUACAUUCAGGUGAUGUUGUCUGUCGUGCUUCCUCGCCCAUUGCCGCUAUCGCGACAUUCACCGCUAAGGUCCUUGCCUUUGAGCAUCUGAUGCCCAUGAUGGUGGAUGUGCAUCGUGGUCGCCUUCAUGUACCUGGUCGUAUCAGCAAGUUGGUUGCCAGCCUUGAUAAGGCCUCUGGUGCUUCUAUCAAGAAGAGACCGAAGAUUGUGGCUCCGGGUACUGUGGUGCGUGUUGUGGUCGAGAUGGAUCAGGCUGUGCCCCUGGAGGCGCCUACUCGCAUUGUUCUACGCUCUGGUGGCUCGACCGUUGCAGCGGGCUUGUUAGAAUAG